GCCACAUGCAUCGUUCCUCCUAUUUCUUUACCACAUCUUGAUACUGCUUUAUCAAACGCGCCGAUUCGUCGAGCCAAUAGUUGUGUAACUUCACGGCCUUUUCUUCAUAAUUGGAGAUCAUUGGGUCUUACUAAUGAAUUCGAUGAGGUUCGAGUGUCGGGCUCAGAGGAGAAGGACGAUACGCACUUAAUAGGAAGCAGUUACCCUCAUCAACCCAGGGAAGUUUUGUUUUCAGACGCUGAUGUCCUACCUACUUCUGUCGGGAAGUAUCUAUUUGGUGUCGGCUGGGCCGGUUCUGAUCAGAAAUAUGAAAAGAAAGAAAUGGGUAUGGAAGAAAAGGAUGAAGACUAUUCUGACGAGGUGACUGAAGGCUAUGAGGUGACACCUGAUUCUCCACAGUUGGAGGAUGGCGUAGCUGUCGAGGCCACAGCUCUGCUCGUAGUUACUAGUGAAGAGGGCGGUGCUCUAGGCGAGAAUCGUUUCGGUCGACUAUCGAAGAGUGCAGUUGGUGAUCUAUGGGUUGGUACGAAUACGGGCCACCUUCUUCGUCUGCCUUUCAUGGAAAUUAACUCCAAUCAAGGCAAGUAG
This is a messenger RNA of Protopolystoma xenopodis, 588 nucleotides long. NCBI's taxonomy places the organism in Eukaryota, Metazoa, Platyhelminthes, Monogenea, Polystomatidea, Polystomatidae. The record is from the annotation of a GenBank genome assembly.